Messenger RNA from Varroa destructor (honeybee mite), 14980 nucleotides. It is a transcript of the gene Ziz, whose product is annotated as dedicator of cytokinesis protein Ziz. NCBI's taxonomy places the organism in Eukaryota, Metazoa, Arthropoda, Arachnida, Mesostigmata, Varroidae. The record is from RefSeq and is a predicted model, not a curated record. Gene Ontology annotation, molecular function: guanyl-nucleotide exchange factor activity. Gene Ontology annotation, biological process: small GTPase-mediated signal transduction; positive regulation of GTPase activity.
CAUCAGUAUUCUUGUGUAGAAUCACACUUACGGUGCGUGCCAUCAGGACAACCAAUGAUAUAAAAAUGCGUCUUUUGGAUUUAUUGCUAUGGAUCGUCUUAAGCAUAUACAUUACAUGUAUAGCGUAUUGAUGCUUAAGUAUUGAUAAGGUACAGAUUGAAAAUGGGCGGAAAACGAAUACAAUGUUUUUAACUGUAGACCAGCAGCUGCCUGCAAGGCCUAUUUAAACACCUGUUUACUUUGCAAAAGUCUAGAACGCGUUGAUUGAAGAGUCGGCUUUCACACUGUAAUACUCGCAAAUAGUUUGGCCUUCUUUGCUACGUCACUUUUAUUGGAAACGUCGCCUUCAAUGCUUACAGAAACAUUGGUUCCUCUUAAGUUGUGGUGCAUUUUAUACGAAUUCUAUCAAACUAAUCGCGGUCAGACUCUACGGUGUGUCACUAAAACUGAUUAAAUGUCAAAAACUUCGCACGUCUGGCUAGAACCAAUAGCUGAAAUGUUGAACGUUAUAAAUCGAAAUAUCAGAUAUUUCAUUGAUAGCAGCAUUAUAAGAGCCGUAUAGUAGGAGGUUAAAGUCCAUUCAGAUGCAAUAAUCCGCUGCACCGAAUCGCGAGUUGAUGACUACAUACUCAGGAAUUGUGGUAGACCCGUCAUCAGUCGUUAUCUGUUGUUUCUGGAAAUAUCGUAUCUGAAAAACUGUAACAGCGGAACGUCACACCAUAAACAUGCGAUAAUAAAUAUCGAAAACAUAUACACUAACUAUAAAUAGAAACCAGAGAUGACCAGGUGUGUAAAAGGCGUACGUAUUUAUCGAACACAUCUACUAUUCAAAUAAAGCAAGCCGGUAUCAGAGAUCUUACAAUUGCUCUCCCUCUCUCUCCCUUUUGCCCAUUGAAAUCUGGCCGUAAACGAAACGUCACGUAAUUUUUCGGUUCGCCGCGUAAAACGAGUCAUCGCGGAGUGUAGAAGGCAUCCAGUAACGUCGACCUAAUCUGCUAUGCCGAUUUCUACGGUUCUAUUCGUUGACAUUGGGCAAGUGGUUGGAGAAACGGUAGCAGACGCCACUGUACGAUAAUAAGCGUGUUUUUUUUCCCUCUAGAUCGAGAUGCCUCUGUAUAUGCAUCGCUGGUAGAGUGCUACCAAUAGCCUCCUUCCCGUCGUGUCGAGAGAAACUUUAAAAUGGUAACCACCCUCAUGAGACGAGUGAGUCACUAACUAGUCAACACCCAUAACGUUGCCGCCGCCGCGAAAACGCGACGACCGCGAAGACGGCGGAUGUUGGAGCCAGAAGCGACGUAGACGACGGCGUGGUUUUACUUGCUGCUCAAUUCAGUUGUUUCCGUACUUCCGUCCGGGGACGACACAAUAAUGCUUCUGUUUAUGCGAACGGAUGGAACGACUAUAAAGCUGCGACAGCGGCGGCAGUGACCACGACAUGAAUGAUAGCAUGCAGAGUACGUGCAGUAGUUCCGCGAGGAACGGAUGAUGUCACCCACAGUCAAAUAAAAACAAAUGACGGCAAAAUAUCCUUCCGUAGGAAUGGUGCCCGGCAUUUUGCCCUCAGGCAUUUACUUCCCCACGCCCACCCUCAUCUCCGCUUCUUCUAAUGGCUGGCGAAUACAUUUCACAGCCACCCCUAAUGUAGACAGACGGCCUAGCAAUGAGUAAAUUUGUUCAUUUAUCUAUUGCCGCUAAUGCGAGGAAUUUCAGCAUUAUAAAGCAUGCCGUACCAUGUCCAACCUGUGCGCAACUUGUCGAUAGUUUCACGGGCGACCGGCGACAGCUGGUAAUUUUAGAUGAAAUAUAGGAAAAUGUAAUAAACUAAAUAGGAUUACAGUCAAACUAAGACGAAAAGAACUAAUCCGGCUAAAAAGCAGGUAGAAAUCAAUUAGCUGGGCAUAGCGGCAUACGCAUAUAAUCAAUCUAGAAAGUUGGGCCAAUCUUCGAUCAGUAUCUGUUAAAGAACGACGUUCAAGUAGAUCUCGUUAUCGAGACGUUGUCUAAUUUUAUUACCGUUUCGUAUUAUCGGGACAUUUCUCUUAUGCUUCGGUAGCCAUUAAUCUUUGAGUGAAGACCCCGGUGUCUAUGGCUAGAUGUUUCCGCUGAGAAAAGUGCAUGCACAUAUUCUUUCAAUCUCGUAAAUUGUAUAAGGGAUGUUUAGGUUUUUUUUCAUUAUUGGACUUGUUUGCCUACAGGGUUUAGUGAGUGGUAAGGCGACACGGCCUCUUCGGCUUGUGUAUAUUUCACUAAACAGUAACAUUAACGGCGAUACGAAGUCCAGUUAAUCUCGUUACGCUUUAUUCCGUUACACUGUCUAACUCCAAUAUAUCUGUACAUAUAUAUAUAUAUAUGUGCAAUAUUUACUACGCUGUACCUAUUACAAUGCACAAUGCACAGCAGUCACGUAAAACUGGCCGCCUGCGUGGUGCGCUCCUAAUAUGGAGUGAAUACUUCUCGGUGGUCAAAAUUUGCCUGGUUCCGUUCUCCUUAUAGAUCGUUCGCUCGAGACAAAGCGGGCGAAACAGUACAAAUGCGCAAUGAAGUAUUCAGGGGCAAAAUAAGAUGUGCAGCGUUGUACAGAUAAAUAUUAUCCGCGGGAAAUCACAAAAAAAUCCGGCGGGUGUAAUCUAUAAUAAGCCGAUAAGCGCAAAUGCAUGGAUGCCGUAAAUGUCGUAUAAAUUAAUAUAAAAAUCGAUAUAGAUUUCUGCUUUUGUUGUACAUCUUAUGUCUAUCGUCUGACGGACAAUAGCGUCCGUUUAUUAAUGAAUACACUAUGCAGACAUAGUAGUAUUCCUAUCGUGAACAAGUCGCCGAAUACCAGAAUAUUGCCGAGCCUUCGUUGUUCAUUUCGUGUUUUUUUCAACAGCAAAAUUUCAAUUCUGCCCCUACACUCCUACUAGUCGAUUCAAGGGCUAGUUUAGGAAAUGUGCUAAUUAAAUGAAGAUACAUUUGCUAAUGUGUGCAAUCGGUAGGCACACAGAGCACGGUAACGUACGAAGACACGUGGUCUAUCUAGAAUAGAAUAAAUAUUCACUGAUGUGUCAACAGACAUCGUCGAAACACAAACCGAUGAUAAGAUAAACGUGCCAUUCGAAUUUCCCGCCAUAAUGCAUUUAUAAUUAUUAUAGAGGGCUAAUAAGGGUUAUGACUGUUAUUGCCACCGAAGACGGCCAAUGAUGAUGUCGCUGUACAUCGACGUUGAGUGAUUCCGUCUGAAAAAGAUCCUGGAGAGCAAGAGAAAUAUAUCUUUGCAGCGUUUAGAGGCGCAUAUCGGGUCUCGUCUUGUUGUUUUGUUUUGACGAAGUUAGAAUCACGUCAUUUCUUUACAUUGGCCUGUGAAUCGGACGAGCUCAUGUCAUGGAGCAAAUGCUGACUUACAUGUUUGCCUCUUAACUAUCGGGAAAGGUCACAAAGAGUUACCCUCGUAGCCGUUAUAGUUCCAUCUGCUUUCAAUGAAAAACAAAAAUCGUAUAAGAACAAAUGAACAUUAACGAAACCGUAUAGUAUUCAUCACUUUGCAAGGUGUUCGGGAUUGAUGAACAUCGUUUAGGUCCGCUUUGUGGUCUAGAAACUUCAAUAGACAAUGCGCACUCACGGCAGCCACUCUGGCGAUGCACCAUCAGCGUAGAUCAGCUUAUCCGCGUACCAAUCAGCUAGAUUGCCUGGACGUACAGAAAAACAUUACAUGAUUAGGCAAGCGACCAGCGCUCAAGGAUCAUGUGCUUAUUAGAUAAUCUCGCAUAACUGUUAAAGAUACUGUCGAAGAGGCACCACAGAAUGUUCUAUCUUUAGUGCAAAUUUGAUCUAUUUGACUUGUAUAGCCCUUUAUAUAGAUAAGUACCAAUUACGCAUUGAUAGUGUUUUCAAAUCGCUUCCUUGCUGAUCUCUACAGAUCCCCCUGCAGGGACCUCCUUCGUUCGUAAUAUAGUCAAAGCACCGUCGAUGGUUAAGGCAAGUGCACUGUAAUGUGAGGCUUUUCCUGUGGUCUUGCACAGACACGUGAUAGUAAACAGAGUGCUAGUAUCCAUCUGGUAAACUAGUGCGAGUGGUUAGUGAUAAACCGGAAAGAUACUGCGUACAAAUCUCAUGCUAAAUCCACUGAAGCUUCAUUCAGGUCGUGACCAUCUGACAUCACUUCUCGCGUCAAUAAGUGAUCCGUCAAGAUGGUUCACCAGGCCCAUGAGUUGCCCGUUCAAAGUCACGCGACGAGCGCAGGCGUAGCCGGCAUCAACGGACAGUCAGAGACCCCGACUGCGCAGCACGUAAUGGUCACAAGUCCCGGGCAGUUACCAACAGCAAAUCAUGAGCUAUUGUCGCGACUGCAGACCACAGCCGUAGCCUUUGGCAGUGUGAGCGUUCACGUGAACGGGCGCAACUUAAUCCCGGUCGGCCGGAAGGAGGUUCGAUGGCAAGAUGGUCAAAACCUAGACGGAAUAACCAACGAAAGCGUUUAUAUCCAAGAAAAACCACAACCACCUGGUAAUAAUCAGAACAGCAGCGAAAGCGGGCGUUCCGUUGAUGGUGCCGUUGUAGUUAUGGACGCUAAUAGGGAUAAAGACAUUAAAAAACAAAUUAUUAACCAAGGAAGCUCAAGCCUCCCAAGGGACAGAGCGACAGUAUCCAGUGCCAAUUGUGCUGACAAGAAAAGGGACGCAGCCGAUGGAUAUGAGGAUCAUAAACCACGAGUACUCGCCAGGAAAAGAAAGCUUAUCCGUCCGCACCUGAGCGAACCGCUUGAUUACGAGACUUUUGUCUUGAAGAAUCGGACCAUUCUUCAAAAUGACCCCCAACGGGAAAUGCUCCUGUUUCCACCCGAUGACCUCUCUCGAUGCGUUAUUCCUCGGAGCAUUCGAACCACAAUGCCGACGGUUCCGCCUGCUUUGGCGUGUGCAGUGCAUGGGGACGUCGACAGAUCCGACAAAACGGCGACAUUAGCCGAUAGGGGAUGCGAUCUGCCUUUGUUCGUACGGCAAUGCUUGCAGACAUAUGCUGCUGAUUGGGUUAAGGUCCAUUAUAAAUACGGGAAAUAUGGAGCCACAUACAAAGAACUAGUCGAGCGAUUGGCCGAUCUGCACGAGCACAUUUAUGAAGUGGACGCUGAUGCGGAAGUCAAAAACGCGAAUUCUCGAUCCGAAGAGAGUGCAAUUAUCAAAGAAGGAUAUAUUCUCAAGGGCCCGGAGUCCGGCACAGAUUCGCUACUGGCUCUUGCGACAAAGUCAUUUAAGAAGCGUUACAUGGUACUCAAGAGGGGCGUCGACGGCACACAUAUCGUCGAGUUCUAUAAGGAUGAGAAGAAGACCGAUUCAAAGGGGACUCUGUGCAUGGAUUUUUGUACCAAGGUGAUCCGUAAUGCACGACGCUCAAAUAAGUACUGUUUUGAACUCGCUAUGAGUGAAGGCCGAUCUUGUGUACUCGCGUCGGAAAGUGCUCAAGAACAGGAUGGUUGGAUUGGGCUUAUGACCGCCAUUCUGACGUCAAACAAAAAUGCGCUUGAGGCUAAGAAGAGUAAUAGUACUGUGACAUCGCCCGACGAGUCACCACCGCCCUCCUUAAACGGUACACUGAACGGUUAUUCUUUGAAGUCUCUUGAGCAUUCGAAAAACCCCGACCUCGUCAAAUAUUCGCGCGAAACAGAGUAUACAAUUGGACACGCUCGAAAACAGGGCAGGCAAAACAUUUUCGCCAUCUAUCCCGAUCUAGGCACGACCGAUUCCGCCGUUCAGGUUAGCGAGUACGACCGGCAAGCGAAGCCCUUUGAGGAGCAGAAAGACACCCGUCUGUUUAUCCGAUGUAACGAGAUUAAAUUCAAACUCCAAGCGCCCCUUGAGGAACGCGGUCAACUAUGUCAGGUUGAACCGUACAUUACGACGAUGGCCAUUUACGACGUUAGGCGAAUGCGGAAAGUUUCUGAAGAUUUUCAUUUUGACGUCAACCAUCCAUAUAUUCGCAAUAUGUUACCAAAAACGCGAAAAAAUAGCGCCUCUGCUAGCGGGACUGGUUACUCGACGAACAACAACGCGGAAGAGGCUACGGUUACUGUAGCUGCCGUUCAGACCCUAGGAUUCAAAGACCUAGGCGAGGAAUGGUUAGCUUUUCCUCGACAGGCGGUCUUCAGUGUACAGCAUACCGAGCCAGAACUCUACCUUGUCGUUCGGAUCGAGAAGGUGCUCCAGGGCAGCAUCAGCCAGGCGAGUGAGAAUUACAUACGGGUAACGGCGGAUGGCGAUAGUCGGCAGGGUAGCAAAACGCAAAAAAGCGUCCGACAAUGCUGUCAACAUCUGGGACACUACCGAAUGCCAUUCGCUUGGACCUCGCGGGCAAUCUUUACAAAGUUCACAGGAGACUUAGACGAGCACAAUGACUUCGGCCCCCUCUACAGGCAGGACGCGACUAAGCUGUCCGACGAAGACCUGCUCAAAAUGUUGUCCGAGCUUCGGAAGCCGGACAAGGCCAAACACAUGACCGCUAUCCCAGGCUAUGUCAAGGCAUCGAUUCGAAUCAUUCGGCCCGAAGAGAAUAUUGUUAACUCCCUCACUUCAGCGCUCAUUCCGGUUAAGCCAUUUCCAAUACCACCUGAGGAGGAGCCCACAUUGGAGGUGCAGCAGUUCCCCACGGAUACACCGUCUGAUGCGCAUCCAUUCUGUACGUACCUUAACCAUCUAUACGUUUACCCGAAAAGUCUGAAAUAUGACGGUCAGAAAAGCUUUGCAAAAGCUCGUAAUCUCGCUUGUUGUGUCGAGCUGCGGGAUAGCGAUUCCGAGGGAGCGACGGCGUUGCGGUGCGUGUACGGUCGACCUGGGGAGCCACUGUUUACCUCACGAGCAUAUACAGCCGUUACACACCACAAUCAGAAUCCAGACUUCUACGAGGAGGUUAAAAUUGCUCUUCCACUUCUGAUCCAUGAGAGACACCAUCUCCUUUUUACCUUCUACCACAUUAGCUGUGAUACGUCAAAGGCGGGAAAGAAGACCAAAGGUCAAGAGAAUCCUGCUGUUGAAUCUGUUGUCGGAUACUCGUGGCUUCCAUUACUUGUCAAGGAUCGGAUUAACAUCUCUUCGGCGGAGCACGCGCUGAUGGUCUCUGCUAAUCUUCCCGGUGGAUACCUAUCCUGUAAACCGUUAGGUUUUGGAAAGGGGCUCGCCGGGCCGGACCUUAGGCCGGUAGACAAUGGCAAAGAAAUCUACAGAGUGCAGCUCCGAAUGGUCAGCACUGUUCAAUCCAAAGAUCCGUUCCUGCACAACUUUUUCGUGCACUGCAGUAAAGUGUUUGAAAACAAGGCAGCAUCGAUGGUAGACAUCGUGAAGGCUUUACAUGCAGUGGAUGGACACACUCUAGUUUGUUUCCUCCCAACCAUCAUCAAUCAGCUAUUUCGACUACUCGUUUCAACUGGUCUCGAGGAGGUAUCACUUAACACGGUCAAGGUGCUCAUUCAUGUAGUAACGACAGUUUUCGAGGCGGGAAAAGUAGACGCGCUGCAUUCGUAUGUGCAGUAUGCCUUUACAAUCGAUAACGAGCAACCCGUCUCCAACGGAAACCAAAACGGUAAUGCGCGGGGGUCACUUGUCACCCCAACUGGCCAGACAGUCCAUCACGAACUGUGCCGAGCCCUUUGCAAGAUGUUCGCGCAAGAGAAUCUCGAUUUUCUUGUCAUCAAUAAAUUCCUCCAACACUCCUGGUUCUUCUUCCAAGUGAUGGCCAAAUCAAUGGCUCUCUUUCUACUAAAUACGGAACGCAUCAAGAUGCAACGGCAAGAACGAUUUCCGAAGGAGUUUGAGGAGCAGGUCCUCCAGUUGGUGCAGGCCCUAGGAGCGCAAAUAUUUAAGAAAUGUAAAGAGGCCAAGGAACAACGCGACCGCGCGGACGUUCGCCGCGCCAACAUGGCGCUGGCACAUCUGCUUAAGAAGUGCCUGUCGCUGAUGAACCGCGGCUUUGCGUUCCGGCUCGUAUCGCUAUUCCUGGAGCGGUUCUCGCCGCAAGACGAGAUCGACCUCCACGCGCUCAAAUUUGAAUUUCUCGAGAUCAUUUGCUCCCAUGAACAUUUUGUUGCCCUUAAUCUCCCGUCGCUGCGCGGCUACUAUACUAGGGGACACUCCAAAAACUCUAAAGAUUUUGAAAGCGAGUACCAACUGACGGAGGAGUUUUGUCAGGCGCACUAUCUUGUCGGAGUCCUUCUUGUGGAACUUCGCGCUGCUCUCUCAGAGGUACUCAAGGUGCGCCAAAUGGCUAUCAAGGUGCUCUGCAACUUACUUGCCAAACAUGCGUUCGACGACCGAUAUCAAGGCUCGUCACAGCAGAUGCGGAUAGCGUCACUUUAUCUACCGGUGAUCUCGCUUCUUCUGGAAAAUAUUAAUCGUCUGCAGCAACCGCAGGCUACCUCGGGCGGGCCUCCUUCGGCUGCGAUAGGAUCUGACCUUCCUUCGGCGGCUAGUUCAGUGUUUGCAUCAAUCACGACUAUGGAUUCCCUGUCAAUGGGAGGUAGUUCCUUGUGCUCAAGUGCAGCAUCCCGACGAACGUCCCAAAUCUUAUCGGACGCUGGUUCGUGCGCUUCUUCAACAGUGACACUCGCUGCAGGUGGAGCAAAUGGCAGUGAAAACAGUUCUCCCGAGCACUCGAAAAGAAACACGCUCGUGCUAAGCGCACAGGAAAGGGCCAGCCUCCGAGAUUCUAAUUACCUGUCGAUCAUCGCUGGUCAGGCAUCCCUUCCUCCAUUUUCCAACGGUUUGUCGGCCAUGUCCAGUGGUUCGCAGACAUCUCUCGAAAGUGCUGUUUCUGCUCAGACGACCUCAGAAUCAAACACUCUCCGAGGAAGUGGUAGUCCUACCCACUCGUUGUCAGCUCACGGUCCUGGCGGGACCGGCGGAACUGGUCAUGUGCGCUCUCCGUCAAUGCCGUUCGCCGGCUCCCUUGGAGUUGUACGAUAUGACAAAUUUGAUGCCCACGAAGUCAAGGAUCUUCUCGUCUCCUUCCUCUACAUCGUCAAGCAUCUACAUGAAGAAGUGCUUAUCGGAUUGUGGCAGACGUGUACGGAUAGUGAGCUCCUAGAUUUCUUUCAUUUGUUCGAGCUGUGUCUGCACCAAUUCAAGUAUCAGGGAAAGAAACAGCAUCGUAGUCGAGCAUCAGCAACAGCCCAUCUGAAGUCAAUGACACUUCCUGCUCGAACCCAUCCGCCGAACUUCCAGAGACAUUCGGCCUAUGUUAAGCCAGGAUCGGCCGGUACCAACUGGGAAUCCGAUGAAGGCAAUGGAAUGUACCGGGCCCUGCUUGAAGCCAACAUGGCCACAGAAGUUGGCCUAAUCACCCUUGACGUGCUGGGGCUUUUCUGUGGCAAUUGUAAAAAAUCGCUGUUGUAUAAUGAAGGUGACAAUCCGCUGAUGCGGCGCCUCUUCGAUAUUUACCUCAGCUUUUUACAGGUGGGCCAAUCAGAGACGCUACUGAAGCAUGUGUUCGCCGCUUUUCGGGGUUUCGUAAACAAAUUUCCACAAGCCCUGUUUGCAGGCAGCGCCCUGCUAUGCGGGAGACUGUGCUUUGAAUUGCUACGGUGUUGUAACUCUAAAUUGUCGUCAGUAAGAAUGGAAGCUUGCGCGCUGCUCUACUUGCUCAUGAGAGCUAAUUUCGAAUAUACGUCCCGAAGGGCUCUUACUAGGGUGCAUCUUCAGUUAAUAGUGUCGGUAUCCCGAUUGUUAGGCGACAUUACUAAUCUGAACUCUGCACGCUUCCAAGAUUCAUUGUCGGUUAUCAACAACUACGCAGCCGCGGACAAGGCCAUGCAACAUACUAUAUUCCCCAAUCAAGUCAAGGAUCUCACAAAAAAAGUUCGCACAGUGCUGAUGGCGACGACUGCUAUGAGAGAGCACGAAAACGAUCCUGAGAUGCUACUCGACCUCCAGUUGCGUCUGGCAAACAGCUAUAGUGCGACGCCGGCAUUACGGCGCACGUGGCUCGAGGCCAUGUCGCGACAACACGAGCGUAAUGGUAACCUUACAGAAGCAGCGUACUGCCUCAUCCAUGUAGCGGCCCUGGAGGCAGAAUUUCUCAAGCACCAGAAUGUCUUCCCGCAAGGCUGCCAUGCCUUUAAGGACAUCUCGCCCAACGUCGUUCGCGAUGAGAGCAAUUUGAAAGAAGACACCGGAACGCACGACUUCCCGUACAGUGAGGAAUCGCUGGUCGAAAGGCUGGAACAAUGCGCCAGUGCUCUGUACCAGGCAGAAAGGUAUGAGCUAAUGUCAAAGGUGUUCAUGCUUUGUAUUCCCUUCUACGAACGGAACAAGAAUUACGAAGCACUCGCGCAGUGCUACAAGACACUGCAUGCCUCGUGCCAAAAAAUUAUCGAAGUGGAGACUUCCGGACGGCGACUGCUUGGUACCUAUUAUCGAGUCAUGUUCUUCGGCGAAGCGUUCUUCGGAGAGGAGGAUCAGAAAGAAUACAUCUAUAAAGAACCCAAGGUUACGUCGCUACCGGAAAUCUCGGAGCGACUCCGACACUUGUUCGUCGAGAAAUUUGGCUCGUCCGAUGUAGUCAAGAUGAUUAUGGAUUCGAGCCAGGUGAAGGUAAGCGAGCUUGAUCCGAAGUGUGCGUACAUUCAGGUGACGCAUGUGACGCCUUACUUCGGUGAGCAGUCAGCGGAUGUGGAGAUGUCCGAUUUUGAGCGGCACCACAACGUGGACGAGUUCAUGUUCGAAACGCCGUUUACGCUAACGGGGGGCAAAGCGCGAGGCGAACCGCACGAACAGUGUAGACGUCGUACAGUACUUACCACCGAGUACCGUUUCCCUUAUGUGAAGAAACGCAUUGCUGUACGCAGCCGCAAAUCAUUCGAUCUUAGUCCGAUCGAAGUAGCGGUUGACGAAAUGCGCACACGUGUGAUUGAGCUCGACCAAGUUAUAGCCAAGAAGCCUCCGGAUGUGAAGAAACUACAACUUAAACUACAAGGCAGCAUCAGCGUGCAGGUAAAUGCGGGCCCUUUGGCUUACGCAAGAGCGUUCCUCACUCCGUCUGCGGUAGUGAAUCAACCAUCCAUUGAAGUAGAAAAGCUGCGAGAAACAUUUGACCGCUUCCUGACCUCCUGUCAGGCAGCGCUCGAUUUAAACGGCAAACUAAUUUCAUCUGACCAGAUGGAGUACCAUCAACAGUUAAGGAGGAACCACGCUAAUGUUGCUCGACAACUCAUCGAUAUUCAACAGCACGGUGACAAUAACCAAAGGCCAUCCGUUGGCGGUUCAACGGCGGAUUCGCGAGAGUGCGAGACCUCAUCAAACGGAUCAACGUUAUCAUCUUCGAGCAAGCGGCUUUCGUCCGAGGUUCUCCAUUUCAUUAGUGGCACCCCUGGUUCCAGCACUGCGUAACAACAACAACAACAACAACAACAGCAGCAGCAGAAAGCAAAACAUAAGUUCAUCAUAUAGCAAUUAUAACAAGCAAUUCAGAUAUAGCAACUGCAAGAGCAAAUGGAACACCGCUAGGUAAGCUAGACUCCCUCUGCGAGCAAGGACCUAAGCAGGACAUACGUAAGAAAACGACCGUCAAUACAUACAGAGUGUGGCUCUGGAUCGGUGCAUCUUUAGCCGUUCUCUGUGUGUUAGAAAGAAUUAGCCACUUGUUUAAUAGAACAACAAAACUCUAUGAUUACGGUGCGUGCCAUUAUGUUUUGGAUAAACAGACUACCUUGUUAACUGUCAUUACUAUUAACAUUGGUUAUCAAAGCGAUGAAGAUAUGAAAGGUAUAUUCUAAGCAAUUACUUGACCCUCGAGGGACACACGUUCAUAUAAGAAUACAACACUGAACCUUGCCAUCGCUUUACUACAAAUAAAUGCCGAUCCUUCGCAAAUUACGUUAUCUAUUUAACCAUACAACUGUCUAAGACGCGCACGACCCUGAUCAAUAGAUCCACGAUUAGAAUUGCACUCAUCUUUUUGACCUGUUCCUGUUAUGUUUCUACUUAGCUUUGUCUUGCUUUACCAAGAAGGUGUCUGUCCUGUAUCAUUCUGCUGAAACACAUAAAGAAAAUUUCAGUGGAUAAUUAAUAGCGUCUUAUAGUCAUCGAUUGACUGGGGAAUGAGUACGUUUGUCGAAGUUACCAUUUCUCUAGUAUAUUAUAGAUGGAAAGGAGACUUUGAAAAACUAUGUUUUAAUAUGCCAAAUAUUCAACAAAAUUUAGGCAUAUGAAACGACCAACCCUGAUUCAGGUUUAAGUUGGUCGGUUAUUAUCCUCGGUUUCGAGACCAUGCGCCACAUGAUUUCGUUGUAUUAUAAACAAAAUGGCAGGACGCAUGUAACGAUAUGUAAAUUUAAAUCUAAGCAAGAUACAAUAUAUAUAAAGUAUCGUCAUUUUGAAUUUUGCAAAGCCUGUGCGAACAGGAAACAAAAGCACAACUACGUUUUUGUACGAUUCUUAAGAGCAGCGCUGCAUUGCUGUUCAUAACGAUAAUUUAAUGAUGGUAAAAGUAAUACUACUAAUGAUAAGGAGCAGUACGAAGAUUAAUGGCUCUUUUGUGAAAUGCACUUCUCAGAGGGAGAUUGAGAGAAGGGAAUCAGGAGGCUUCGUAGUGUACCAAAUAACUCAUCAUUUGAUUUGUGCGAACGAAUUUGUAUAGUAAACAUAUGUUUCUAGAUAGUCAAUAGCUUACAUAUGCGUUUUAUGUCAAGCGAAAACUUUAACCUUGUCAAAAAUGCACCCUCAGCAGAAGUUCAAAUAAAACCUAUUCAAAUACGCUUAAGACUAGAGUAGAGAGACUGUUGAAAAAAGUAGUAACACAAGAUUCCACCCUUCUAAUAAAUUACAAGCCGUUUAAUUUCUUAAUGUUUCGUGAUCAAGGUGAAAUGGCCUUGGUGAGCACAUCUGUAUUGUAUUAAAUGAAUUACAAUUACGGUAACGAUGUAAUUAGACUCACUUCAGACGCAACUAAAAAGGAUCAGUUAAUGCGUAACGUAAUUAAAAUAUUUUAAAGCACUUCUACAAACAAAGAUGUAGGGCUGUUUUUCUUUUGCAGAUUCACGUGUUAAAAACCAUACAAUAGCUAUUAAUUUUCGUUUCAUUCUUGAACCUAAUAUAAAUUCUCGGGUUUUGAUAUCUGCAGUAAGAAGUAAAAACAAAAAAUUGUAAUCUAAUUAGAACACUGGUUUAUAACAAGUCGAUAAUUUAUACUAAGCAAUGCGAUCUAAGCAUACCUAUAUAUUUCCACAUGAAGAUACAGCCAUGUAUACAGACUCAGCACAUGUUUCCCACUCUGAGAAUUAACUAUAUUACUAUUUCAAAAAGUACGCGUCUUUGUUAUCCUGGGGCUUUUCUUCGGACGACGAAAUCUACCCAGGUCAUUUUUCCGGUUUAACGUCAUUUUAAGACAGAACUAAUUCCCGCUGCAGUUUCUUGUAUUAAAUACAUACAUCGUUUGUAUAUAGCCGCACUACUCAAAACAAAAUGGGGGAAAUAUAUAUAUAUAUACAAGAUGCCAUUACGGCAUAUUUCUCAUAAUCUGUUAUUACUUUUUUGCUUUAGUUACAGUAAAUUAUAUUUACAUAUAGAAUACAUGUAUACCCUCACGCUUGAAUGGAGAUUGCCUAUGGAAAGAUAAAGAACCUUGUUACCUCUCGAGUUUCGUUCGUUUCAGAGAUGAUAAGACACAUGAUUUUGAUUUCUAUGGAACCUCAUCGCCCACGCGGUACACAUUAGUAUCCACAUACAAAUACAUAGAAAACCUACUCACAAGACAAUUGUUUUUUCUCUGCUGAAAACACCUAAGCGCUCUAAUUCUAGUCCAUGAAUUGGGAUUCUGUCCCUUAUCUUUAUAUUACCAUAACGAUGAUUAUUACUGCUAUUGCGACGCUGCGAAUGAACGGCGACAAAUAUUUGACGCAUUAGUAAUAAUAAUAAAUGCGCUUAGUUUUAAAUAAUGCGAUAAUAACUACGUGUGUGACAACAGGAACUUAGUGCUGCGGCGCUGAAAAAGGCGUGCAAGCUUAAUAAAAAUACUAUAGAAACAGAUCAAAUGCAAUUUACGUUCUACGUAAGAACAUAAACGGUGGUCUCUGAAUGCUCCGACAGAAGAUUUAAAAUAGUUAAAUAAAUCAAUUUAAUUAUUAAAUUCAAAAAGAAAGCCGAACAGCCUGCUCAUCGUUCAAUAAAGUAGAUUUUCUACAGUGAAAAGUUGACGGUGCACUUUUACUCAUUAGCCCAAAGUUAUUCUAUGCUAAAUGUAUCCACAUAUUUAAUUCGGAAUGAAAAAAAAGAGGAAAAAGCGUUAUAAGAAUCCAUAAAAAAAGGCAAAUUGCUGGAAGUAUCAAAGAUGAAGCAUAUGAGAUAGAUCCCACAACCUUUUAAAUUCUUCAAAACCUUAGUACCUUGAAACUCGGUUAACUGUUUUUGUAACAAACAUUUCUGUGACACACGUUGAUACAUAUCAAUAUUUCUUCUACUGCUCUAUAGGAAAAUAUUCUACCACUAAAUAAGAUAGGUUAUUUGAUUUCCGUGUAAGGAUCGGUUAAAUUCGGCUAAAUCAUCUGAAGGACUUUGUAUUUAUUGCCGGGGAUGGGAUCUAGGCAUACGCGCUAAUCAGUAUAAGAAACUAGCUGAUUUUGUCAAGCAGAACUAAGAUUUUCGAACCAGCUGUGCUGUAAAAGCUUAAACAUCUCGAACUCAUAGCUAUGGGCUUUGGAAUAUAUAUACAAAUGAUAGGCGUCGCCCUGACCCAUUCCAAGUCCCUUUACGGCAUAAAAUUGAACCUAUGAAUCUAAAGUUGUAGGACGACGGAAGAUUUUUGUAUACCCUGCACCCAGUGCACCCUGACCUGAUAAUAAAUCGGUGAUUUAAGACGAAGCUAAGGUGAACUGUUCGUUUUAAUGAAAAUGUGACGUGAUACAAGGGGGAUUAAGCUUACCGUAACAUUUUCCUGUUUACUUUUCUUGUUGCUAGCUAGCCGUCUACCAACAUGUCUCACAAUUAGCUUAUAUCAUCAUUAUAACUAUAAUCACCAGCACUGAUUAUAU